GCACAGCUACUCCCGAAGGAUCGGAAGUCUGCUUCUGUAUUUCAGGCAACAUGCAUCUCCUGAUAUUGCUCUCUGUCUGUCUUGUCUUGGCUGUCACUGCCGUCGCUCAAAAGCCUCAUCCUUGCAAAUCUCCUCCUUUAAUGGUCGGACAUCUCAGCGCGAUUGACUCCAACAGCGAGUCGUUUCUGACUGAAGGAUUCAGCUAUGACGCUCUGGGACAGAGGAUACGGGUCAGAACACAUUUUGUGCACCAUAACCAGUCGUUCUACAGUGAUGAGCUGCUGCUCUUCACAAAGGGAGUGAUGUAUGAAAUAUCCUAUAGAAACCAAACCUGCACAAAGGCGGCCCUGAAAAUGCCCUUUCCGGUAAUAGAAAUCCCCCAGGAUGCCACGCUUCUGAGCCAGACCUUCCUUGGCAGCUCCUCUGGUCCUGGACAGGGGCUGCUGGUCAAUGUCUGGACGGGAGAAUUACAUCAACAGAAAGAGAUUCACUCUCGUGCCAUGGCAACCCCGCCAGUUAAGUACUUGAUGUCGUUCACGGAGAUCGGGUGUGUACCCGUCAGUAUUGUGUACUACACUGACCGGACUGACUGGAAUCUUAUAAGUUUCUUUGACCUUGUGCUCAAGAUUGAGGACCCCCAGGAAUUUGUUCCUCCUGAUUUCUGUGACACAACCAAACCAGUGGAGGAGGGAGAAGAGGUGGUGACCGAAUUCUAUCAUGCCCUUUUUAAAGCGAAUGGCCAGAAGAAGAAAACUAUGGUCUAAAUCAGUGCCUCUGUGUGUUCUUAACCACAGAUUCAAGGUCAUUAUAUUGCUUAUUAUGAAUAUGUGCUUCUUUUGCAGCUGAUUUAGAAUGAAUUGUAUUUGUUGAUUAUUUUAAUCAAGAGAAAAAUGGUGGACUAGUGAUUGUCAUAAUUAAUAAUGAUAAAAACAUUAGAUA
This is a messenger RNA of Conger conger (European conger), 939 nucleotides long. Its product is annotated as ependymin-like. The coding region runs from base 51 to 764 and encodes 237 amino acids. Gene Ontology annotation, biological process: cell-matrix adhesion. The record is from RefSeq and is a predicted model, not a curated record. Gene Ontology annotation, cellular component: lysosome; extracellular region. Gene Ontology annotation, molecular function: calcium ion binding. NCBI's taxonomy places the organism in Eukaryota, Metazoa, Chordata, Actinopteri, Anguilliformes, Congridae. The transcript is spliced from 6 exons.